Molecule: messenger RNA, 1803 nt
Organism: Aspergillus oryzae RIB40
Lineage: Eukaryota; Fungi; Ascomycota; Eurotiomycetes; Eurotiales; Aspergillaceae
Exons: 2
Coding region: 1-1803 (600 amino acids)
Source: RefSeq, a predicted model, not a curated record
AUGUGGCUCUUGAAUGCUAGAACAGUCACUUUAGAAGACUUCUUCGAAAGUCAAGCCCCUUCGUACGCCAUCCUCUCCCACACAUGGGGAGCAGAGGAGGUCAGUUUCCAAGACAUUCAAGAACGUCAGGAAGUCUGUAAAAAGAAGAAAGGAUAUCAGAAGAUUAUUCAUACCUGCCGUCAAGCUCUAAAGGAUGGACUUGAAUAUGCAUGGGUUGACACCUGCUGUAUCGACAAGAGCAGCAGCUCGGAACUCUCCGAGGCCAUCAACUCCAUGUUCCGUUGGUACGGCAAGGCUGCUGUUUGUUAUGCCUUUCUGGCCGAUGUACUGCCCGGUUGUGAUCCGCGUGAUACUCAAGGCCCCUUCGCGACAAGUCGCUGGUUUACAAGAGGGUGGACGCUGCAGGAGCUGUUAGCCCCGGAGAAUAUAGUCUUCUACGCAUCCGACUGGUCACAGAUUGCAAGUAAGACUGAAUUGCGCAAGGAGCUGAAUUUAAUCACUGGGGUUGAUGUGAGAUAUCUCUCAAGCGGGAGAGCGAGACAUGUCACCAUUGAUAGUCCAUCCAGAUUCGGUAAGCCGCCUGGCUCUGUCAGUGACAGUACAAGGCGAAAGCUGCACCAAGCAAGUGUCGCCGAGAGAAUGAGUUGGGCUUCAUCUCGCCAAACCACCCGCACAGAGGAUUUGGCUUAUUGCCUUCUGGGGAUCUUCGGAAUAAGCAUGCCCUUGAUAUAUGGAGAGGGCGAAAGGGCCUUCGUGAGACUUCAGGAAGAGAUUAUCAAAUCCUCCAACGAUCAGUCCAUUCUUGCUUGGGGUUAUUUGGAACCCUGGAAAAGUCGUGAAGACAACCAGUCGGAGUUAUAUGCUCAGGUGCGAGUCAAUGAAAAACGAAUGGGAGUCUUGGCUCACUCGCCAGCGGCCUUUAGGGGCUGUGGGUCUAUUAUCCCCUCUUUAGUCGACAAAGGUAAUAGCCUUCCCCUUUCCGUGACGAAUAAAGGAUUGCAUAUCUGUCUCCCAGUGUCCGACGGCGAGUUCCCUGUCGCACUGUUGAGAUGUCGACCUGUGGAUAACCCUACUAUUGUGUUGGCUGUUAACGUCAAACACGUUCAAGGGAAUAUAUAUAGUAGAGCGGAUGAUAUGAUUGAGUGGGUGGACCAUAGAACCUGGUCUAGGUGGCCAAGAAAGGAAAUUUAUCUUUCCUUAGACGAACACCUGGAAGAAGAGUUACAUGAGAGUGAAUUUUCCUACCCCGGCAGCAGCAUUUUCAUACGCCAUGUUCCGGACACCUUUUCCGUACAGGAACUAUCGCCCUACACGCGAGAUAUGGCCACGAGCAUAUUCCCACCGAACUACAAGACGAUUUCUCCAGGACUAUCGCCUUGCACGGGAAACAUAGCGUUACUUUUCACGUCCAAGCAAGAUAGUCGCAAGGUUGCACUAUAUUUCAGUCUCACCAAGCUACCUCGUGUGGGCGCUUCCCCCUUGAUGAUGAGAAAAGAAACGUUCUUGAUGAGCGUGCCUUGCCAUAUCACAAAUAACGAAGCCCGUGAUUAUUUAUAUCAUCGAUCUACAUGGAAGAAUGCCUCAAACUACAUCUGGUGCGGUGCGGAUGCUCUUUACUGUAGUGUCACGCUUCAAAGGGUUGCCCGAGUUCCGCUCUGCAGACCUUAUGUUCAGACUGGUAUUUAUCCUGCUAGUGAUUCCUUACAAUUUUGUGAUGAAACCAGAGAUUCUAUGGCUGAGGACUCCAGCGAGUCAAUUGCAUGCGAUAGCUCUCUCGUGCAUGGCGUGCACGCUACAUUCUAA